Messenger RNA from Solanum verrucosum, 957 nucleotides. RefSeq lists its product as uncharacterized. NCBI's taxonomy places the organism in Eukaryota, Viridiplantae, Streptophyta, Magnoliopsida, Solanales, Solanaceae. The record is from RefSeq and is a predicted model, not a curated record. The coding region runs from base 1 to 957 and encodes 318 amino acids. The transcript has a single exon.
AUGGAUAAAUUUUUUAUUAAGAAACCACGUUAUAGUAGCGAUCUAUCUGUUAGUUCACAUGUAGCUCCAGAAGCUCAAAGAGAGACAAUUACAUCUUCUUCUUCAAAUGUUGAUUGUAUUCUUGGGGUUGGAUCUCUCAAACGGGAUCCCGGAGAAAGAAAACUCAUCUUUGAAUAUGAUUCUAAUAUUCGAGAUGUUGUGAGGAGACAUUAUAUUUUGAUGGGGCCUUAUCAACCAAAACUUCGUGUAUAUCCUAAAACAACAUUUGGGACUAGUAAUCGGCAAUUUGAUCCUGAGUGGUUUAAUGCUCCAAAUUCUGCUUGGUUGGAAUAUAGCAUAGAUGAUGAUGCUAUAUUUUGUUUGUGUUGUUAUCUCUUCAAGAAUGAAUUUGAAAGUCGUGGUAAUGCAGGAAAAUCAUUUACACAAGAUGGCUUUAAGAAUUGGAACCAUGGUCCGGAAAGGAUUCGAUUGCAUGUUGGUGAGGUGAAUAGUAUUCAUAACAAAUGUUUGAAUAUGAUGCUUGAUUUUGCGAAUCAACGUCAAUCAAUUCAAUCUUCUCUUCACAAGCAAAGUGGAAAAACAAAAAGUGAUUAUCGAAUUCGUUUAAAUGCCUCAAUCAAUGUGGUAAGGUUUCUCCUAAGAAAUGGAUUGUCAUUUCGUGGUCAUGAUGAGAGUGAAGAUUCCGAUUACAAAGGUCUUUUUCUUGAACUUUUGAAAUUUCAUGGGGUUAAUCGUCCGGAUGUGGAAAAGGUGAUAUUACAACAUGCUCCAAAAAAUGAUAUGAUGAUUUGUUCAACAAUUCAAAAAGAGAUUGUGGAUGCUUGUACUAAAGAAACAAUUAAAGCUAUCAUCAAAGACUUGGAUGGUGAUUAUUUUGGAAUACUAGUUGAUGAGUCAAAGGACAUUUCACAUAAAGAGCAAAUGGCACUAGUUUUACGAUAUGUUAACAAAAACUGA